Molecule: messenger RNA, 801 nt
Organism: Daphnia magna
Lineage: Eukaryota; Metazoa; Arthropoda; Branchiopoda; Diplostraca; Daphniidae
Exons: 4
Coding region: 1-801 (266 amino acids)
Source: RefSeq, a predicted model, not a curated record
AUGGCUGACCAAAUCACACUAUCAGCCUCUGAUGGCUCGGAAUCUGAAUCAGAAUCAAAUCCUGAAAAUUCCUCACAAUACCCUACACACCUAACAGAAUUUAACUCUGCUUGGCAAAGAAGAAACCAAGAACCAAGCGAAGAAAGACAGUCAUCUAAUCCUGUUCAAGCUGGACUCUCUACCACGAGAAAAGUAAAAAAGGCUAAUCAGCCUUCUAUAAAGAAUCAUUUGGAUAGUUCUUGGAAGUAUAAGCAGAUUAGAACACAGGAAGAUUUGGACAAAGCUAUUCUGAACCACCUGAUUGCUGACCUCCUUCCUUUCAGUGAAGUCGAAAAGGAAGCAUUCAAGAACCUCAUUGGUGGAUUGUCUGGGCCACUUGUUAUAAGGAGUCGCCCCUUCAUGGUGGAACUAUUAAAGAAGACUUACAGCACGAGCAAAGCAGAUUUGAUUUUGGAACUUGACAAAGCUGAUUAUGUCAGCACCACAGCAGACUGCUGGACUUCACGGCGACGUAGCUUUUUAGGAAUGGCAGUUCAUUGGAUGGGGCAAGAUCUUGAUCGUCGCACCGCUGACGAAGAUAUGUCCCAUGACGAAGACGAGAAAGACGAUUUUGUAUUUAUUGAUAUAGGCGACAUUAUGAAUUGUGGACCAGAGGAGGUAGAUCUUGGUGACGCUGACAAUGACUUAUGCCUUAAAGAUCAUAUUCAUCUACCUACCCACAUGAGAUGCAGCUGUCAUUCCCUGAAUUUGGUGGCCACAACUGAUGUGAAGAAUAUUGACAGUGUACGGUUUCAAAAUUGA